AUGAAAGGUGCGGUGGCUAUUCUUGGUGCUGGAACCCAAGGAAGACGACUUGCGUAUAUGUGGUCGAGCCGUGGACGGCCAGUAAAACUGAUUGACAAGAAACCUGACGCCCUCGAAGCUGCCUUGGUUGAGAUCGACAAGUUUAGGACAUCAGGUGGGCGAGAGACGGGACACAAAGACGGAGUUGUCUCGAUCUUUGGGCUAGACGAGCUAGAUGUUGCUUUAGAAGGUGCCUGGCUGGCUGUUGAGAAUGUUCCCGAAUCCAUGGAGCUCAAGUGCUCUGUUGUCCAGCAGCUUGAUGGAUUGUCACAUACGGACACGAUCAUAGCGUCCAAUUCCAGCAGUUUCACGAUACAGCAAAUUAUUGAUGGCUUAGAACUAAAGCAUCCGAAUCGCUGUGUGAGCUUGCAUUCCUACUGGCCUCCGGAAACAGCAGCGAUAGAAGUAAUGGGAACUAACAUCACAAAGCCUGAUAUCAUCCCACGUCUAAUGAAACAAUGCAGAGAAGAUGGAUUCAACCCUUUCCAUGUGAAAAAGAGUUCUUGUGGCUACAUUUACAACCGCAUCUGGGCUGCAAUCAAACGGGAAUCACUUUAUGUUGCCGCUGAGGGAGUAGCAAGUCCGGAAGAGAUAGAUUGUAUCUAUAAAGACGUACUCAAAACCCCCAAAGGUCCAUUCGAACAAAUGGAUGUAGUUGGUUUAGAUGUAGUGAAGGACAUCGAGGAGAAUUAUGCUCAGAAUAGAGGCGGGUUACCAAAGGAGCCGCGUGAUUUACUGGCUCGGAUGAUACAGAAUGGAAAACUCGGAGUUAAGACUGGGGAAGGAUUUUACAAGUAUUGA
Hyaloscypha bicolor E is the source of this 840-nucleotide messenger RNA. Its product is annotated as 6-phosphogluconate dehydrogenase C-terminal domain-like protein. Gene Ontology annotation, molecular function: oxidoreductase activity, acting on the CH-OH group of donors, NAD or NADP as acceptor; NAD+ binding. Gene Ontology annotation, biological process: fatty acid metabolic process. Bases 1 to 840 code for a protein of 279 amino acids. The transcript has 5 exons. Lineage: Eukaryota; Fungi; Ascomycota; Leotiomycetes; Helotiales; Hyaloscyphaceae. The record is from RefSeq and is a predicted model, not a curated record.